Myodes glareolus (Bank vole) is the source of this 1663-nucleotide messenger RNA. The record is from RefSeq and is a predicted model, not a curated record. NCBI's taxonomy places the organism in Eukaryota, Metazoa, Chordata, Mammalia, Rodentia, Cricetidae.
CAAGAUGACAGCUCCUCCUCGUCUAUCGUACUUAUUUUAUUUUAUUUUAUUUUUAUAACAGAUUCUCUCUAUGUGGCCCCAAGUGUCCUGGAACUUGCUAUAUAGACCAGGCUGACCUUGAACUUAUGGAGAUCCUUCUGCCUCUGCCUCCUGAAUAGUGGCAUUAAAGGCAUGUGCCACCAUGCCUGUACUGUGUUUUCUUGCCUCAAACCUAAGAUGGCCCCCGUGUGGUCUGGGGAAAGUGGCCUGACCUAAGAACAGCUCUGGAUAUGUUGGACCUAGGGUGGCUGUGUUCGGAAAGUCGUCCAAGGGAGGAGGGGCCAGGCCCUGGUGGCGGAAGCUGAUCUUGUGGCCUGAGUCCAAGUUGGUCCUGGCUGGGCUGUAGUCUGUGCUGGUCUGGGGACUGUCCUUCCAGAAGAGAUACAGGCUGUGGUUGUAUAACUGGGAACCCAGAACCGGAAAGAGGGCCCAGGACUGCCAAGGGCAAAGGUCGUCUGUGUGCCACAGGAAUGGAGGGAGACUUGGCGGAGCACGUCAGGGCUGAGCCUUUCCAUAGGGUCACGCCUCUGCUGGAGAGCUGGGCACUGUCGCAGGUGGCAGGCAUGCCCGUCUUCCUCAAAUAUGAGAAUGUGCAGCCAGCUGGCUCCUUUAAGAUCCGAGGCAUCGGACAUUUCUGUCAGCAGAUGGCCAUGAAGGGAUGCAGACAUCUGGUGUGCUCCUCAGGGGGCAAUGCAGGCAUUGCAGCCGCUUACUCAGCUCGGAAGCUGGGCAUCCCUGUCACCAUUGUGCUCCCAGAGAACACUUCCACGCAGGUGGUGAGGCGGCUGGAGGGGGAGGGGGCCGAGGUCCAGCUGGCUGGGAAGGUCUGGGAUGAAGCCAACAUAAAGGCGCAAGAAUUGGCCACUAGGGACGGCUGGGUGAAUGUCUCCCCGUUUGACCAUCCCCUGAUAUGGGAAGGCCACGCCAGUCUAGUGCAGGAGCUGAAGGAGUCGCUGGGGACCCCGCCAGGUGCCGUGGUGCUGGCGGUGGGGGGUGGAGGACUCCUCGCGGGUGUGACUGCCGGCCUGCUGGAAGUAGGCUGGCAACAUGUGCCCAUUGUUGCGAUGGAGACCCGAGGGGCACACAGCUUCAACGCGGCCUUGCAGGCAGGCAGGCUGGUCACGCUGCCAGACAUCACCAGUGUAGCCAAGAGCCUGGGAGCCAAGAGGGUGGCUGCGCGGACCUUGGAGUGUGCGAAGGAGUGUGAGAUCCUCUCUGAGGUGGUGGAAGACCGGGAGGCUGUGAAGGCAGUGCAGAGGUUCCUGGAUGAUGAGCGCAUCCUGGUGGAGCCUGCCUGUGGGGCCGCCCUGGCUGCUGUAUACUCAGGCAUCCUGGGGAGGCUCCAGGCUGAGGGCCGCCUGGGCCCGGCCCUGGCUUCCAUUGUGGUCAUCGUGUGUGGUGGCAACAACAUCAGUAGCCAACAGCUCCAGGAGCUGAAAACCCAACUGGGCUGUAGCUGAGGGCUCCCGGGAACCCCAGAGAGGCUCCUGGACACCGUCGUGGCCACCCAAGGGAGUGUCCUACCCUCCUCCUACCCUCCUCCUACCCUCCUCCUUCAGGUAGACCUCUUGGAUUGCUCCCAGGGGCUCCCUGCAGUCCACUGAAUAAACCUGCCUGAGCUGAG